AUGUCCGGUUCUGAUGAUCCAUUAAAUGAGAUGAGCUCAAAUACGGUUUUGAGGAGUUCUUCCAAGGUUAUACAAUCGUUUGGGAAGUCCCAAAAUUCACACUUCAUUAAAAAUCAAUGCACCGCUAGCAAUAUUGAAACAGGAUUUCAGACGAUCACUCAAUUUUGUGCAGACUCUACGACUUAUGGAAACGUCAAAAUAAACGAUAUUCAUUGCACUAUAUUGGAACUAUACAAAAUAUUAAUAAAAAUUCAUUCAACGUGCCAUAUAAAAUUAUUAGUGAAGUCACACUUAAUGGUAAUAGGCAAAUAUAUAUCUGAUGGCCAUUACUCCCGAGCGUCUGUAGAAAUAAUGAAUCUCUACAAUGCAACGAACAUUUACAAAGUACAUAAUUUGGGGGAUAUUUUAUUGUCUGAUAUUUUUAAAUCCAAUCAAUACUAUAUCUCAAGUGUUAAGAUACUGAUAAUACAAAUUAUCAUUAAAACGAAAACCAUAUCAACUUAUGAAACAUCACUAAUAGAAUUAUUUGCACAUGAUGAAAGAUAUCUUUUAAGAGAUCCAAAAAUUAAAAUACAUAUACUGAAUAAGCUAUUACUUAAUUUGUAUAGUACAGAUACCAAUUACAAGAUCCUUUACGGAUUGAAAUUUUUGAAAUAUAUUGAUCAAUAUAAUUUGAAAUUCCAGAAUUAUAUUACUAAUAUAGAUGAAAAUACGUUUAAAAAUCAACUCAUUGCACAUUACCAUAACAACCAAGAAGGAAAAAAUCAUUUGAAUUUAUUUUAUAUGGAUUAUUCAAAAUAUGCACAACAUUUGGAUAAAUUAAUGUUAUCUGACAUAAUAAUAGAAGAAGGAAACUCUAAUGUUCGUUUUAACAACUACGAAGAAAUUUUGAAAUCUGCGAAACAAAAUAGAAAAUAUAACUUUAUGGGGAUUGAGGCUUUGAACGAUAUCGCAAAACAAGGGCUAGUUACUCUGGAAAACGAUAAUAUACCACAGUGUGAUAAAUUAUUGACAAUAACCUACAUCUGGAAAAAUUUAAUAAACCAAAGUGUUGUGUUUGAUGUUCUACAAAAGAAAUUAUACGAUAAAACCCUUAAUUUUUUGAAUCAUAAUCUAAAUAAAUUAAAAUCUAAUUCUAAUGAUAUUCUCGAGCUCCUAUACAAUAUAGGUAACAACUUUAAACAGUUUCAGAGAUUAUCUAAUUUAGUCAAUGUUAUGUUCAACAUUGCAAUCACUCGAAAUGACACUACUUUAUUGUUACUAACCGUGAAAACUGAACUAGCCAUAUUGAACACAUCAUUAGAUAUACCCACAACAACAUACCGUAACAUUACCAAGAAAAUGGAUAAAUUCCUUCAGGCUACACAAAAUCAAAAAUGCAAAUAUGAAAUAUUUUCCAAAUAUUACAAUAUUUUCGCUAUAUUUAAUGUAGAUUCUUUACAAGAAUUACAGUUAUACUGCCAGUGCUGUCAAUCGGUGAUGGUAAAAAGGCUCUCAGGAGAGAACAUCUCAAAUAUUUUUGACAUUUCCGAAAUCAUGUCGGCAUUCCUUCAGUUACAAAUAGAUAAAGAAAACAACAAUUGUGAAAAGAACAAUGUUCUAACCAAUAUGUUACUUUCCAGUAUAAGUGGCAAAUUUAACGAAUGUGUUACUCAAACUUCUGACAGAAACAAGUUUCACUUUCUUUAUAAAUACGAGGCGUUGAUAAAAUCAGUUUAUUAUUUCAGUCUCAGUAUCAAAAAUUCCUGUACCAAGAAUAUCCAUGAUAUUCUUGAAACUUAUAAAAAGCAAUGGUUUUUAAACCAGAAAAGCAUACAUACCUUAGCUGAACUCGAAAAGUAUUUUUUGAAGACUGUAUUUUCACAUUUACUGUUUAUACAAUUUGAUAAGAUGCUCUUAGACUUAACGGAACUUAUUUCUACUAAUAAUGUCUACUAUGAAGCGUUAUCUUUAGAGAUUAUCCAAAAUUCCUUGCUCGCAGCCCGUCGUUUAGGACUUGGAUCAAAAAUAGAAUCCAUAAAUCAAACGGCUCAAUCAUUACCACAUGAUUUUACUAAAAUAAAACUGGAAAAUCUCUUGUUAAGUCUUAAUAUUUCUCUCAAUAUCUGUUUGUGGUACAAUGAUGUUAGAAAAUUCAAGGAGAUGUUUCAGGAUAAUUUGAGUAUCACUAGGGCAGAAAUACUUGAUAUAAAUAACACAUCAAAGUUACCAUUCAGCUCAUAUAUUUCUAUUCUGAUAUUCAAUCUUAAGUUGUAUAACACAGCUUCGAAACUACAAGCUGAUAUUAACUCUGUGGUGCCAUCAAUUGUCGAAAGUAAACGUGCAGUCAAAUUAUCAAUGUCAUUACUGAAGUUGUUAAACAAACUUGAUCAAAAAACAAGAAAUGUUUUGAUACAGACACUUGUCGACUGUUAUAUAAAUCUAAUCGAGGCACAUAUUCGAAUUGGGAUAUCAAGAGACACUGAAUUUUACGUUAAAGAGAUGACGAAAAUAAUAGACACAUUGAAGGAUCCACCGAUCAUCUUCAAUUGUCUCCAUUCUCUACUACAGUAUUAUCAAAUUACUAAACAAGACAAUUUAAGACUCAGAACAUUACAAGAAGCUAAUAAAGUGUUCAAUCACAUCACAAGUGAGGAAGAUAUCACAAGUUUAACGAAAUUUCUUUUUGAUAAUAAUGAAUAUGAGAAACUUGAAAAAUCACUACGUUUAAUUUUCGGAGCAGAGCUUCUUAAUACUACAUUGCUACCAAUUUGGAGAUUAAAGAUGGGGAAGACUAUUGUACCAGAACCUGCUUUUUCUAAAAAAUUAAUAGUUGAAAAUUCGAUUAACAGAGUUGAUCAGAUACAUAAUCGAAUUAUAAGCCAAUUAGAAACAGAUCCUUUCUUUAAAAGUAUUUAUGAAUCAUCGCUGGCGAUUCCAUCCAUAAAGGAUGAUAAAGAAAUGACAUUUGGUAGAAACAAAUACCAAAUAAUGAAUAGUAACAUCAUGAACUCACCAAGGUCUUCAAACAUGACACCAAGAACCAAAAGUCGUGUCCAAAAGUUUGAUAGGGCCCUAGUUGUAGACAAUUUAGAAAAAAUUCUAGACACUAUAGAAAGUAUCAAUCCUUAUGAAAUCGAUCACAUAUCACUACUGAGAAUUACAUCUAUAUAUUCUAAAUGCUCCAUCAUGUUAUCAAAUAUCUCUGACGAUUUUAGAGAUUAUCUACCCCGUACAUUAUUUCUGACAGAGAUCUCGAGGUUCCUACCUCAUUAUUAUGAUAGAAUUCUAAGCAGUUUAAAUAAUAAACUAUAUCAAGAAUUCUGUCUGCUCCCGUUGGAUGCUCCGUUGCAAAGUUUAUCUAUUCCAAAUAUGAGAUCUUUGAACGAAAAUCUUAAGAGUACAAAAGAAUCGAAUUUUAUGUUCGACAUAAUUACUAUCGAUAUAUGUCCUGUAACAGGUAACUUAUUGUUAUCUAAAUCCCAUUCAUAUGAUGAAUCAAGUGUAUAUAUUACAAUACCUUUAAAUGGAUCCUUUUUUAGAGAUUUAGAUGGAACUCGCAUCUCUUACGAGGAGGCUGUUGACGAACUGAAUGAUAUCAUUAAUAAGAGUAAUGAAUCAGUUUCAAGAAAGGUCACCUCUAAUAUAACAACAAGUGAAGGUAGAAAAGAAUGGUGGAGGACAAGAUAUAUGUUAGAUAAACAUUUGGAAGAAUUAUUGCAAAAGAUCGAGAGAUCAUGGUUUGGUGGUUUUCAAGGGUUCUUCUCGGAUAAAAAAAUCAAUGAAGUCUACUUUGGUGAAUUUUCUCAAAAAUUCAAUGAGAUUCUACAUAAUAAUUUACCAUCUCGAAAGCACACCGGGACACCUGAUACAUUUUUACAGAUUGAGAACUGGAUUCUUGAAUUAUUUCUACUAAUUGACCAUUCAAAUAAGGAUUUCCUUUCAAUGAUUGAAGAUUUAUUGUAUUUCGUGCUAGAUAUUUUGUUAUAUCAUGGCGAAGAAAAUGCAUAUGAUGAAAUUGAUAUGAGCAUUCUUCAUUUCCAAACCGAAGAAGCGAUAAAUAAAUAUCAUUUACAUUGUGGGAUAAGUAGUCCAAAAAGGGUACAACAUACUUUCCUAGUUGUCAGUAAUAAAUGCCACAUGUUCCCGUGGGAAAGUAUGACAUUUAUGAAACCUUUAUCAGUGUCUAGGGUUCCUUCAUUACACAUCUUAAGAGAAAUGAUAGAAAAUAAUAAUUACAAGGUGCAGUUGGAUGUGUCAAUUAGUGAAAAAUUAUCUAUGGUUUUAAAUCCUGGUGGUGAUUUGGUUCGUUCUGAAGAACGAUUUUCAGAAUUAUUUGCUAAUAUUGCAAGAAAUUGUCCAGAUUCCAAACUAUUAAUAAAUGAGAAACCAAGCGAACCUGAUCUUUUACGCAUUCUAAGUUCAUCAAAUUUGUUCAUUUAUAUUGGCCACGGUGGCGGAGAACAAUACGCUAGAAAUAAAGAGAUAAAAAGACAACAUAAUGUGGCCCCAAGUUUUUUACUAGGAUGUUCCUCUGCUGCUAUGAAAUAUUAUGGACAUUUAGAGCCGACAGGUGUGAUAUAUUCGUAUCUCUUAGGGGGUUGUCCUUUAGUUGUCGGUAAUUUAUGGGAUGUGACAGACAAGGAUAUAGAUAAGUUCACAAUGUCAGUAUUUGAAAAGAUUGGGUUAAUAAAAAACGUUGCAAAUUCAUUAGAGAGUGGAGCGAGUAUUAAUGAUGCAGUGGAAGAAUCAAGAGACAUCUGCAAUUUGAAAUAUCUUAACGGUAUCGCACCAGUUGUGUAUGGUUUACCAGCAAAAUUUUCAUACUAG
Maudiozyma saulgeensis is the source of this 4809-nucleotide messenger RNA. The record is from the annotation of a GenBank genome assembly. NCBI's taxonomy places the organism in Eukaryota, Fungi, Ascomycota, Saccharomycetes, Saccharomycetales, Saccharomycetaceae.